AAAUGUCCCGUUGAGCUGUUGUGUGUCGCAGCCGAUUUAAUGAGUUAGUACGGUGUGUUAACAUUUUGAAAGCAGAAUGUGUUAUGAUCAUGCUAGUUUAUACUGCAGGACAGCUGAAGUCGUGUGCUUCGUUUCCAUGAAAGGGAAAUUGUGUUGCGAGUGCCCGCUGAGACCACCCAGUAAACCCAGGAUGGACUCGGAGAUUUUGAACAUAGAGGAAAUAGUGAUGGGACGGGGAUUGCCAGAUCCACCUCCUGAAGUUUCCCCUGAAAAACCAGCAGAACCAUACAAACCAAUCACUUUGAAUGGACCUCCUGCACCUUCUGUUCAAUCCUACCAGCAUGAAAAUCUGCAGUGUUUCCAAUGCUUCAUCACGUUCUGCAGUGCCAAAGCCAAGGAAAGGCACAUGAAGAAGAGCCACAGGGAAGAGUAUAAGCAACAGCUUCAGCAGGGAAACACAUUGUUCACAUGCUAUGUGUGUGACCGCACAUUUCUGUCAUCUGAGGAACUGACACAGCACCAGCCAACACACAGCAAGGAUGACAAGCCCUUCAAAUGUGUUCACUGCAAGGAGAGCUUUAAAACAUUCUCUGAACUCACAGCCCACAGAAGACAAGUGUGUCCAGAGAAACAGUUGGUAUGUAAAGAUUGCAAUGAAACCUUCCGGAGUGCUGGACUUCUGCGUACUCAUCGCCUGACCCAGCAUCCCCGCCCAGAUGUAGAAACUGCAGAACAGCCGGAGGACCCAAUGAAAACCCAUCGCUGUAAGAAGUGUGGUCAGGGCUUUGAAAUAGAGUCAGAGCUGGUAGCUCACCAGGAGAAGUACCCUGAAGGUCAGCAAUGCAACGGCAACGCUUCGUCCGUCAAGAAACGUGGACGGCCUUCCAAAGCUGAAGACCCGGCAGUUACUGAGAAAAAGGGAAAACGGAAAAAGAAGGAUGAGGCAGAAGCAUCUGAGGACGCAGUGAAGGCCAGCAGCACCUCAGAGUCAGCAGCAACCCCAGCAGAGGAAAAGGGAAAAGCAGGGGGAGCAAAGCGAGGCCGUCCUUCUAAAGCAGCAGCAAAACCAGAAGUGGAAGAUAAGAAGAGUCCUGAGGACGACAGUCAAGCUCCAGGAAAGGAGAAGAAGCCUAAAGCAGAUCCAGCUCCGCCCCGUCAGCACCCCUGUCCUGAAUGUGACCUCGCAUUCCCCGGCUUGAUUCAGCUCCGUGCUCACAAGAAGGAGAAACACACCCCGCGGAAAGCACAUCCCUGCGACGAAUGUGAAGAGAGCUUUGCCCGUCCUGAGCAGCUGGAUGCCCACAUGUCUCGGGCUCACGCGGUUGGUCGCUUUGCCUGCCCAACCUGCGGGAAGAGCUUUGGCCGUGAGCGCACCUUGAAAGCUCACCAGAAAAGCCACCCGGAGGAAAAGCCUGAAAACCCAGGUGCAAAAAGAUAAUUUAGACAUGGGGACAUUGCGGCAAGUGUAUGGUUUUUGAAGAUUUUAGUCAGGAAUUGUCCUCUUUUUUUCUUUUAACAUUGCAGACUUGAUGCUCCAGAUCAUGGUUUCAGAAGAGUUUGGAAUGGUUUUGAGGAUGACAUUUUAGCAAAUUGUGGAUUUAAAGUUGAGUUUUGAUUAUGAGCUGAUGAAAUUAUGGACAAACAGACACAUCUUCUAAAUUGACUAACCAAAUGUUGUUAAAUCCAUCUGUUACACCCUUUGUCACAGAACAUAGUUUAUUUGUAAAAACAAACUGUUUUGAUUAACCUUUUAAAUGAUUUGUUUGUUUUUUAAGAGUGAAAUGCGUGUGGUGUGAAUUUAUUACUUGGUGUCUUGAGUUGUUCAACUUAUUUUGUGGUUUAAAAAAAUAGUUUUUU
Xiphias gladius (swordfish) is the source of this 1857-nucleotide messenger RNA. RefSeq names its product zinc finger protein 576, tandem duplicate 2 (gene znf576.2). The transcript has 5 exons. Gene Ontology annotation, cellular component: nucleus. NCBI's taxonomy places the organism in Eukaryota, Metazoa, Chordata, Actinopteri, Istiophoriformes, Xiphiidae. The record is from RefSeq and is a predicted model, not a curated record. Bases 77 to 1438 code for a protein of 453 amino acids. Gene Ontology annotation, biological process: regulation of transcription by RNA polymerase II. Gene Ontology annotation, molecular function: DNA-binding transcription factor activity, RNA polymerase II-specific; RNA polymerase II transcription regulatory region sequence-specific DNA binding.